AUGCUUCAGACACAGCAUCUUUAUUCACACCAGCAACAAUACAGCCAGCAUGAACAAUCUGCUUGGCAACACAAUGGUCCGCAGCAGAAUCAUCAAGGCCUGAGUCAUGGACAACAACAAGCCCAGGCACAAGCUGCCGCCGCGGCCGCGGCCGCUGCUCAACAACAGCACUACAACCGGAUCGCGAUGAAUCAGAACCAUAAUUCGUCCCACGCGCAGAAUGCCAACCGCCAGUCGUCCGGCGACAACGCGCAAAACUCGGUCGUGACCUCCUUGACGACGAUGAACGAACAGGGCUCACCUGGCAUGGAACAACAGCUCUCCGAGGAGAACCGCAAGGUGUUGCAAUGGGUGGCGGAGUUGAUGGACCCAAAUAGGAGAGAAGGAGCUCUUAUGGAAUUGAGCAAAAAGAGAGAACAGGUGCCGGAGCUGGCUUUGAUUCUUUGGCACAGCUUUGGCGUCAUGACCAGCUUGCUUCAGGAAAUCAUCUCGGUGUACCCUUUACUGAACCCGAGCCAGCUCACCGCGGCCGCCAGCAACCGAGUCUGCAAUGCGCUGGCCCUGCUCCAGUGUGUGGCGAGUCACAAUGAGACACGAGGUCUCUUUCUUCAUGCCCACAUCCCUUUGUUCCUCUACCCCUUCUUGAACACCACAUCCAAAUCAAGACCUUUUGAAUACCUGCGCCUGACAUCUUUGGGUGUCAUUGGCGCUCUGGUCAAGAACGAGCCAUCCUCGAGCGUCUCGAUGAACCCGGCCGGAACACCUGGGGCGCCUGGAAACAGCAGCAAUUCUUCUCCCACCAUCAACUUCCUCCUCACGACGGAGAUAAUCCCCUUGUGCCUCCGCAUCAUGGAGACGGGCAGUGAAUUGUCUAAAACAGUUGCCAUCUUCAUUGUUCAGAAAAUCCUCCUGGAUGACACCGGCCUCGGGUAUAUAUGUGCCACAUACGAGAGAUUCUAUGCUGUUGGGACCGUCUUGAGCAACAUGGUCAUCGGCUUGGUUGAAACGCAAACCGUGCGUCUAUUGAAGCACGUCGUCCGAUGUUUCCUGAGAUUGAGUGACAACAACCGAGCACGUCAGGCACUUCGGCAAUGCCUGCCCGAACCCUUACGAGAUGCGACAUUCAGCAACGUGCUCCGAGACGAUGCAGCCACCAAGCGAUGUCUCGCGCAACUGCUCAUCAACCUCAGCGACACGGUCAGCGACACGCAGAACGACCAAUUUGAAUGA
Messenger RNA from Capronia coronata CBS 617.96, 1230 nucleotides. RefSeq lists its product as uncharacterized. The transcript is spliced from 3 exons. Gene Ontology annotation, biological process: mRNA catabolic process; negative regulation of translation. Bases 1 to 1230 code for a protein of 409 amino acids. Gene Ontology annotation, cellular component: CCR4-NOT core complex; P-body; CCR4-NOT complex. Lineage: Eukaryota; Fungi; Ascomycota; Eurotiomycetes; Chaetothyriales; Herpotrichiellaceae. The record is from RefSeq and is a predicted model, not a curated record.